Messenger RNA from Closterium sp. NIES-65, 7221 nucleotides. The record is from the annotation of a GenBank genome assembly. Lineage: Eukaryota; Viridiplantae; Streptophyta; Zygnematophyceae; Desmidiales; Closteriaceae.
AUGACCUUCCUUCCGGGCCACAUCAAGGAGCAACGUGAAAUGUUCGUGAGCGGUCACACAGGGACGUCCAUGUUCCACGUGUCUGCGCUGGUUACCAUCGUUUUCAUGCUCUCCGCGCAGCGCCAGCUUCUGCCGUUCCUGCCACCCUGCAUAAGACCUCCAGAGCUCCCCACACCAGGGUUGCAACUUGCUGCGUCAGUGACAGCAGAUGCUCUCCUCGUUAUCAUUCCCUCCCUCCUCACCCUCACGGUCUUGAAGGAUCACCUCACAAUCACAUUCAUUCUUCUCGCAGCUAUUCUUACGACAACAGCAACUUUGGCCACCCUUAAUACCUCAGGUCCUUACCUGCUGAACAGCUCCUCGUGGCCCCUCUCCCCACCAUCCGUCACCGAUUCGGUCAUCACCUUCAGAGCACUCCUGAUGCUGCUGACGUGCACGGCCAUUCUAGCUGUCGACUUUGACAUCUUCCCUCGCAAUUAUGCCAAGACUGAGCGAUACGGCACCUCCCUGAUGGAUCUAGGAGUGGGCAUGUUUGUCAUCGCCAACACAGCCUCUCAAUUCGGAUCAUCCAGGAUCAGGACAGCCGGAGCAAGAAAGACACAUGUAUCCAUCCAACGAUUCUCCCGCAAGCUGCUGCCUCUGCUAGUGCUUGCCAUUGGACGGCUGCUGCUGACCAAAGUCACCAACUACCAGGAGCACAGCAGCGAGUACGGCGUGCACUGGAACUUCUUCUUCACCCUCGCUGCCGUGCUCUCCCUCGCUCGCCUCUUCCCCACGCCCAUCCGCCACCACCCCUCGCAACUGCCCCCGGGUUUCUUCCGUAGCCUCACUCCGCCCGUGCUGCUUCUGAUUGGGUACCAGGCAUGGCUGUCGUGCAUGGGAGGCAGCGAGUGGGUGUUGUCAGAUGACAGGGAAGCCACGUCCCUGAUCUCGCUCAACAAGGAGGGCAUUUGUAGCACAGUAGGCUACCUGAGUCUCUACCUCAUCUCUCUUCACUUUGGCACCUUCCUCAACUCCUCCUACUCUGCAAUUCGCUCAGCGCACGGUCCUCUCUUCGCCAUCGUCAAUCAGCUGCUGCCCCUUGACCUCUUCCUCUGGCUGGUAACCUUAGUAGCGCAUCAAUACAUCGAGCAAACCUCCCGACGCUCCUGCAAUCUCGCAUUCGUCUGCUGGAGCCUGGCUCAAGGCGUUCAUGCUAUUCUCAUCGGGGAGCUCACCUGUCGCUCUCCCUCGCUUGUCUUCCGAGCCAUUGCUCGCUUCAUGCUCCCCACCUUCCUAAUGGCGAAUGUAGGGACCGGGCUUGUCAACAUCACCAUGGAUACAUUAUCCCAACCACCACUCACUGCCAUUGCUAUCAAUGCGACUUACUUGGCUGCUAAUGAGAUAGAAUCCCAACGGCCUCGAGUUGCUUACCUAUGUCGGUUCUCCGCUUUCGAAAAGGCUCAUCGCCUGGAUCCCACGUGCAAGGGACGCGGGGUUCGCCAGUUUAAGACAGCGCUGCUCGAGCGGCUAGAGAGGGACAACCCGAUAACCCUGGAGAAGCGACAACGCAGCAGCGAUGCUCGAGAAAUCGCGUCCUUUUACCAGCAGUACUAUCAGAACUAUGUCAAGGCCAUGGAUGACGCAGAGAAUGUCGACCGAGCGGAGCUCGCUCGCGCGUACCAGACUGCAGGCGUGCUGUUCGAGGUUCUCUGCGCCAUCAACCAGACCGAGAAGUCGGAGCUCGCGCCGGAGGUUAUGGAGGCGGGUCAGCGAGUGGUGGAGCGCAAAGCGGAGUACGUGGCGUUCAACAUUCUGCCUCUGGACCCCUCCAGUGCCAAGCAGCCCAUCAUGCAGCUACCGGAGGUGGUGGCGGCUAUGGGGGGAGUGACGAACGUGAGCGGGCUUCCCAUUCUGUGGGAGGUGCCGCCGGGGCAGAAGCUGAAGCAGUUCGACUCGCUUGAUUGGCUGCGAUUCGUCUUUGCUUUCCAGAAAGACAACGUUCGCAAUCAGCGUGAGCAUUUGGUGCUGCUGCUGGCGAACGCGCAUAUCAGCCUAAAGAGCCCCCGGCCUGAACCUCUCGAGGAGUUGGACAACCGAGCAGUGGAGAAGGUACUGGAGGGGUUGAUCAAGAACUACCGCAGCUGGUGCCGCUACAUCAAGUGCAAGAGCAACGUCAUCAUGGAUCCUGGGCUGACCCCCAUCCAGCAGCAGCAGAGGAAGGUGCUGUUCACGGCGCUGUUCCUGCUCGUGUGGGGCGAAGCAGCUAACCUACGCUUCAUGCCCGAAUGCCUCUGCUAUAUCUACCAUAACAUGGCAGCGGAGCUGCUAGCAGUGCUGCGAGGCAAGGGCCCUGAGGCCAAGCAACGCCUGCCCGCGUACGGACGCGAGGCGGAGGGAUUUCUCCGCUACGUCGUCACGCCUGUGUAUGACGUGGCGUCGAAGGAGGCCCAGGCGGCCGUGGGAGGCGCGGCGCACUCGUCAUGGCGGAAUUACGAUGACCUGAACGAGUUUUUCUGGUCCAAGAACUGCUUCGAGCUGGGAUGGCCGUGGAACGCCAGCUCGCCCUUCUUUGCGGGGCCAGCACCCAACCUGCAUGCGGGAAGCUUCAAGGGAGCUGUGAACUGCUGCCCACUGCCAGGGAGCGAGCGCAUGGGGAAGGAGGGGUUUGUGGAGCACCGCACUUGCCUGCACCUGUUCCGAGACUUUGAUCGCAUGUGGGCCUUCUUCAUCUGCUGCCUUCAGGCGAUGAUCAUUAUGGCGUGGAACCCCCCCUGGUACAGCACGUUCACGAGCAUUGACAAGUUCCGCAAGGUCACCAGCAUCUUCAUCACGCUCGCAGGCAUCUACUUCCUCAAAUCUCUAACGGACGUGUUCCUCAGCAUCGGCCUGUACCGCACACAACCCUGGACAUCCUCCCUCCGCCUGCUGCUCAAGGCGAUCUGGUUCGCGGGGUGGUUCGUGGUGCUUGCGAUCUCCUACUCCAUGGCCGUGACGGACGCGACGGGGAUAGUGUCAACGGUGCAGGGGUGGAUAGGCGUGACCGGCAGUCCGAACGUGUACUUUGCGGUGUGCGUGCUGUACCUGGUGCCGUACGUGCUCGCGCUGGGGCUCUGGAUCAUGCCCUGCAUCCACCGGUUCCUGGAAAACUCCAACUGGAUGAUCUUCAGGGUUAUCCUCUGGUGGUCGCAGCCAGCGGAGUACGUUGGGCGGGGCAUGCAGGAGUCACAGGUCACGAUUCUCAACUACACGUUGUUCUGGGUGGUGCUGAUAGCGGCGAAGCUGGUGUUCAGCUUCAAGUUCCAGAUCGAGCCACUGGUGGCGCCGACAGAUCAGAUCAUGGCUACCACCAACGUGGUGUACUCGUGGCACAAGCUCAUCCCCACAGACCUCAACAUCUUCGCUGUCAUCACGCUCUGGGCUCCAAUCAUCCUGGUUUAUUUCAUGGACACGCAGAUCUGGUAUGCUGUCAUGUCAACGCUCCUGGGAGGCAUUACCGGCGCGUUCCAGCGCCUGGGAGAGAUCCGCAACUUGAAGAUGCUGCGUCAGCGGUUCCGCUCGCUGCCUGGUGCGUUCAACGCGAACCUGGUGCCAGCGCAGCGCCUGCAGCGCAGUGCCUUCUCACUCGCCCGCACGUACCGUGAGCCCGACAAGAACACCAAGGAGGCUGCGCGCUUUGCACAGCUGUGGAACGAAGUCAUUGUCAGCUUCAGGGAGGAGGAUUUGAUCAGCAACAGGGAGAUGGAUCUCAUGAUGGUGCCUUACUCCUCUGGCGAUCUCUCCAUCGUGCAAUGGCCGCCCUUCCUCCUCGCCAGCAAGGUACCGCGAGCAGUGGAGAUGGCAGUGAAGGGCGCCAAGGGGCGCGACAGCGAUGUGUGGCAUCGCAUCUCCGCAGACUCGUACAUGCGCUUUGCGGUCGAGGAGGCCUUUGCCACGCUGCAGCACAUCCUGACCACCCUGCUCAUAGGGGAGAACGAGAAAUUUGUGGUGAAUGGGCUGCUCAAGGAGGUGAAGCGCAACAUAGACAAUGGCACGCUCUUCACUGUGCUGCGCAUGAAGGCCCUCCCUGCCUUCAUCACCAGUGUGGUGGAGCUGGUGCAGCUGCUGGCUGAUAUCGCCGAGGCAGAUGGGGUUAAGAAGACUGCCGGCCGCCCCGCCACACCGGGGACGGCAGGAACUGGCAAUACUCCAGGAGGAGGGGGAGGGGGAGGGUCUCCAGAUGGGAAGGGGAAGGGGAAGGAGAAGGAGGAGGCGGGGAGCAGUAAGGGCAACGGGGGGGGCAAGGUGGCAGGGAGUCAGGAGGAGAAGGACAGGAAGAGUGCGCUGAUCCGAGGGUUACAGGAUCUGUUUGAGGUUUUCACCUGUGAUCUGAUCUCUCAAACCAUGCGAGAGGCAAUGUCCGCCCAUGGGGGACCCCUCUCAGAGGCACGCACGGUUCAGCUCUUUGCUGCUGCUGGAGGGGCGAAGAACCAGGGAGCGGGGAGAGUGGGGGUGCUGUAUCCGCCCCCUAAAACCCCGGCUUGGUGCGAGCAAGUGAAGCGGUUCCUCCUGCUGUUGACGUGCCGGGAAGCAGCAAUGGAUGUGCCUACCAACCCUGAGGCGCGCAGGAGGAUCUGUUUCUUCACAAACUCGCUGUUCAUGGACAUGCCGCAUGCGCCGCGUGUGCGGUUCAUGCCGUCGUUCAGCGUGCUGACGCCGUACUACUCGGAGGAUGUGAUGUAUGGGGCGAGGCAGCUGAACGAGGAGAAUGAGGACGGCGUGUCAAUCUUGUUCUACCUGCAGAAGAUCUACCCGGAGGAGUGGAGCAACUUCUUGGAGCGCAUGGGGUGCGAGUCAGAGGAGGAGUUGGUGGCGAGGGAGAAUGGCGACCGGGAGCUGAGGGCGUGGGCCUCCAACCGCGGACAGACGCUGUGGCGCACAGUGCGUGGGAUGAUGUACUACAAGCGGGCCAUGGAGCUACAGGCGUUCCUAGACAUCUCCACAGACCAAGAGUUCUCGGCCGGUUACCGUGCACUGAAGCAGGCAGCGCGCAAGGGAGAUGUCAGCAGCAGGGCGACGUGGAAGCAGAUUGAGGCGGUCACGGAUCUCAAGUUCACAUACGUCGUCGCCUGCCAGCUGUACGGGCAGCAGAAACAAGCGGGCGACCAGCGGGCAGCUGACAUUUUCGAGCUCAUGAAAACCCAUGAUGCCCUGCGGGUGGCGUACAUCGACGAGGUGGAGGUGGAGGAGAAGGGGCGCGUGUGCAAGGAGUAUUUCUCCGUGCUCGUCAAGGUUUCUAGGGGCGUGGAGCAGGAGAUUUACCGCGUGCGCCUGCCAGGGCAGGCCAAGCUGGGCGAGGGCAAGCCGGAGAACCAGAACGCUGCUAUCAUCUUCACCAGAGGAGAGGCGCUGCAGGCGAUUGACAUGAACCAGGAUAACUACCUGGAAGAGGCGUUCAAGAUGCGGAAUCUGCUGCAGGAGUUUGGGGGCGGGGAGGGGGUGCUGUCGAAGUGCAUGGGAUCCCGGCCGCCCACGAUUCUGGGGGUGCGGGAGCAUAUUUUCACGGGCUCGGUGUCUUCGCUGGGGUGGUUCAUGUCGUGCCAGGAGAGCAGCUUUGUGACAAUUGGACAGAGGAUCCUUGCAUGGCCUCUCAAAGUGCGCUUCCACUACGGCCACCCAGACGUGUUCGACCGGCUCUUCCACAUCACUCGCGGCGGCGUGAGCAAGGCAUCACGCGGAAUCAACCUGAGCGAGGACAUCUACGCAGGCAUCAACAGCACGCUGCGCCGUGGAGCAGUCACACACCACGAGUACAUCCAAGUGGGGAAGGGGCGAGACGUGGGGCUCAACCAGAUCUCACUGUUUGAGGCCAAGGUGGCGAAUGGAAACGGCGAGCAGGCGCUGAGUCGGGAUAUCUACCGUGUCGGGUCGCGGUUUGACUUCAUGCGCUCGCUCUCGGCGUAUUUCACAACCGUGGGGUUCUAUGUCAGCUCCGUGAUCGUGGUGCUGACGGUCUAUGCCUUCCUGUACGGACGUGUGUACCUGUCACUGAGUGGCGUGGGCAGAUCCCUAAUGAACAACGCCAACAUCUCCGGAUCCGACUCGCUCCAGUCAGCCCUCUCCUCGCAAGCCCUCGUGCAGCUGGGUCUGCUCAUGGCCCUCCCAAUGCUCAUGGAGAUGGGGCUAGAGAGGGGGUUCCGCACUGCCAUGGUGGAUUUUAUCCUCAUGCAGCUGCAGCUCGCUUCUGUGUUCUUCACGUUCUCGCUCGGGACCAAGGCACAUUUCUUUGUGCGGACGAUCAUGCAUGGGGGGGCCAAGUACCGGCCGACAGGGCGCGGGUUUGUGGUGCGGCACGAGAAGUUUGCGGAGAACUACCGGCUGUUUGCACGGUCGCAUUUCACCGUCGCGCUCGAGUUCCUCCUGAUGCUGAUUGUGAUUGCGAUCUAUGGAGAGAGCAUGAGCUCGAGCAACGGGUUGAGCUACUUCCUGGUGACAUUCUCCAUGUGGUUUCUCUGCCUCUCGUGGCUGUUUGCGCCAUUUGUGUUCAACCCGUCGGCGUUUGAGUGGCAGAAGGUGGUGGAGGAUUGGGAGGACUGGAACAGGUGGAUCGGGGCGUAUGGGGGGAUCGGAGUGAAGGGGGACAGGAGCUGGGAGUCAUGGUGGGAGGAGGAGCAGGAGCAUCUGGUGCACACGGGGUGGGUGGGGCGGCUGGUGGAGGUGGUGCUGUCCCUGCGCUUUCUCAUCUACCAAUAUGGCAUGGUGUACACACUGGAUGUCAAUAAUGGCAGCACCAGCCUGCUGAUCUAUGGCAUAUCAUGGCUGGUUGUGCUUGGGCUUCUGAUUGUUUUCAAGGUCGUGUCUAUGAGCAGCAGGCGCUUUGGAGCGGACCUGCAGCUGCUGUUCCGCAUCAUCAAGGCAGUCACCUUCUGCUGCCUCGUCAUUGCACUCGCCCUCAUCAUCGGUCUCACCUCCUUCACCUGGAGAGACCUCUUCGCGUGCAUUCUUGCUGCCAUCCCCACUGGCUGGUUCAUGCUCCAGGUCGCCCAGGCGAUUCGUCCCAUCAUUCCCAGCAGCAUGUGGGACUCGGUGAAGGGCCUGGCGGUACUGUAUGAGUACCUGUUUGGGCUCAUCCUCUUCAUCCCCAUCGCGGUCCUGGCUUGGUUCCCCUUUGUCUCGGAGUUCCAGACGCGCCUUCUCUUCAACCAGGCGUUCAGCAGGGGGCUGCAGAUCUCUCGUAUUCUCGCAGGGAAGAAGAAGGCUUGA